Cyphomyrmex costatus is the source of this 1866-nucleotide messenger RNA. RefSeq lists its product as uncharacterized. The transcript is spliced from 3 exons. Bases 1 to 1866 code for a protein of 621 amino acids. NCBI's taxonomy places the organism in Eukaryota, Metazoa, Arthropoda, Insecta, Hymenoptera, Formicidae. The record is from RefSeq and is a predicted model, not a curated record.
AUGCAGAGACAUAAUUCUAUAAAAAUAAAUACAGUGUUUAACGGUGAGUUCGUAUCAGGUGAUAAACGUGCCAAUAAAAGUGUGAGUACGAGAAACUAUGAACUUUUUCGUUCGUCAAAUUUGCAAGAGCGGUACGCGUCGCGAGUCGUCGAGCCAAUCCUGGCAUCGCUGGACGAAUUCCAGGAACGUGAUAGUGGGUGGACGCUAUCGCGUAUCCUCAAUUUGACUAUUAGUGUGAACAAGUACAAUCCUCUGCACGCCGGUUGUGACAUUGAGUUAUCGAAAAAAAUUACGGACAAGAGAGCGAUUGUUAAUGUGCAAUCCCGGGACGAUGCGUGCUUCGCGUGGUCGGUGGUAGCCGCUCUGCACCCGGCUGAAAAGCAUAUGGAGCGAAUGUCUUCGUAUCCGCACUACUCAUCGGUACUCAAUCUCACGAACAUCGAGUUUCCGAUGACAUUAAACCAGAUAAAGAGAUUUGAAAAUCUCAAUGACAUCUCAGUAAAUGUUUAUUGCAUCGAGAACGAAAUUCUUCCUCUUCGGCUCACCGACCGAAAGAGGAGCAAGCACGUCAAUCUGCUAUACGUGGAGGAUCCUCAAGAUGAAAACACGAAGGAUAUGCGGGACAAAAACAUGGGAUGCUUACACUACUUCAGCUGCAAUAAAAAGUUGGAGAUCCACACAGUAGACUGUGGAAAACUUAACGAUUAUGCCAUAAGGCUGCCGAGCGAGGACGACAAGUGGCUCAAGUUCAAGAACAACUGCAGGAAGGAGCGCGUCCCGUUCGUCGUCUACGCAGACCUGGAGUGCGUGCUGGAAAACAUGGACAAGGAUCCGACAUCAUCCACGUACACUUAUCAACGACAUAAGGUUUUUAGUAUAGCGUAUUACGUACACUGCUCGUACGACAGCUUACUGUCGGGUUAUCGUUUUCGACGUGAUAAUAAUUGUAUAGCGUGGUAUGCGGACGAAUUAAAAAAAAUAGCGCAUAGUGUAAAGACUAUAAAUUCUACAAAUGUUCCUAUGACAGAUUUUACGCGAGACGACUGGCAGAAAUUUAAUAGCGCUACGCACUGCCACGUGUGCGAAAAACCGUUCGCGAAAGACGAUUCAUAUAAAUUUCUCGCCUCAAGUUUAGAAAAAUUAGCGUCUUUUCUCAGCAAGGAUAAGCUACGGGUAGUGCAACGUGAAUUUUGUAAUUUAUCUGCAGAAAAUUUCGACUUAUUGACGCGAAAAGGUAUAUUUCCGUACGAGUACAUUGACAGUGUUGAAAAACUGGAUGAUGCAUGCUUACCACCUCGCGAAUCGUUUUACAGUUCAUUGACGGAUAGUACGGUAUCUGAGAGUGAUUACGCGCACGCCUUGAACGUAUGGCAGCAGUUCUCCAUUCGAACCCUCGGCGAAUACAGUGACUUAUAUUUAAAAACGGACGUUUUGUUGUUGACUGACAUUUUUGAGAAUUUUCGAGAUAGUUGCGUUGCGAGUUACGGGCUCGAUCCCGCGUAUUAUUACACCUUACCGGGCUUCACGUGGGAUGCCAUGUUGAAGCAUACAGGUGUAAAAUUUGAACUUCUAACUGACGUCGACAUGGUUCUUUUCAUCGAACGCGGUAUACGUGGCGGUCUGAGCCAGUGUUCAAACAGAUAUGCGCAGGCCAACAACAAGUAUAUGCAAUCGUAUGAUCCGUCGAAACCGUCGACGUACUUGAUGUAUUAUGACGUCAACAACUUGUACGGUUGGGCAAUGUGUCAACCAUUGCCAUACGCCGAUUUUCAAUGGGUCGACGAUGUAGAAAAUUUUGAUGUUACGACCGUCGCGCUCGAUUCACCGACAGGCUAUAUUCUCGAGGUGGACUUGGAGUAUCCGUAA